Exophiala spinifera is the source of this 1344-nucleotide messenger RNA. RefSeq lists its product as uncharacterized. Gene Ontology annotation, cellular component: nucleus. The record is from RefSeq and is a predicted model, not a curated record. Lineage: Eukaryota; Fungi; Ascomycota; Eurotiomycetes; Chaetothyriales; Herpotrichiellaceae. Gene Ontology annotation, biological process: positive regulation of transcription by RNA polymerase II. The transcript has 4 exons. Gene Ontology annotation, molecular function: DNA-binding transcription factor activity; transcription cis-regulatory region binding. The coding region runs from base 1 to 1344 and encodes 447 amino acids.
AUGUCAACGGAAGGCGAUGGCGAACGUCCGAUCUGUGGAAGAUGCCGUGUUGGCAGUCGAGAAUGCCGUCGACCGGACAAACAAAUCCGCUUCAUAUUCGGCAACACGACCUUAUCAGAGGGUCGCGGCAUAACAAGCUCUACGACAGUGGAUAGUCGUCUGAGAGCAAUAGAUCCGCUGUCAGUAGAAACUGAGACACAACGUCCAACUCUUGCAACGCCCCGGCUCCUCCUUUUAGCCUCGUCGGACCCUGCCAAAGCUCUCACGGAGCCUGAGAUUGUCGAGGCCUUUGCACAUUAUAUCUCGGUCCUCGCUCCGUGGUAUGACUUGAACGAUCCACAAAGGACCUUUGGCACCCUUGUGGUCGAAACAGCCUUGCAAGUGCCGAUCUUGUUCAAAGCAAUCGUAGCCUUCUCUGCCCGCCAUUCGAGUAAGCUAAAUGGAUCGAACUCCGAGAUUGCCAACAUUUUCCACGACGCCUGUGUCGAGGACUUUCUGUCCUCCAUGGAAUCUCCAGAUACAACGCUCAAGGGCAGUAAAUUGGCUGCAACGUGCUUGCUCCGAUCAUACGAGAUCAUCAAUGGAGGCUCUCGGGUGGAAAGCCAUCUUCUUGGAGCCUACUCAUAUGCAGUGAGUGAGCCGAUCGACUUCUCUGAGACAGGCAUAUCGCAAGCUGGCGCAUGGAACUAUCUUCGCGAAGAGAUCACCGUUGGCCUUAUGCGACGCCGUGGAGUCCGCAUGGGUCAGAUUUUCCACAAUCAUCUGGAAAAUGAUCCUUACGAUGUUUCACUUCCCAACCGCAUAACUUACCUCCUCGCCAAAGUUAUCAAUUUCUGUUUCAUUGAGCCUCAUCUCCAGGCUCUUCCUGCAAGCCGACAAGCCACAUGGCGUACCCUCAACUCGGAAUUUGUGGCUUGGAAGGCAGAACUCACAACGAGUUUUGUGCCGUAUAGUUCUGCAGCCAAAUCUGGUAAUCCUUUUCCAUCCCUCUGGAUGCUCAGACCCUGGUAUGUGGCUGCCCAGCAAUAUCGAUCUGUGGUUGAAAUUCUCCUGACUUUACACGACCCUCUCCCUGUUGGUGGGCAUAUAAGCCGCCGGAGCUUCGCCUUCGCUGAGGAACAAGCUUUGGUCAUAUGUGGUUUGGCAUGGACAAACGACGACGACUCUGCGCAUGUCAAUGCAUAUGGGCCUUUGGCCUUUUGUGGAAGGUAUUUGAGCCGGAGACACCAUCAGGAAGGACUGGUGGCAUUUCUACGCAAAUCGAGCAAUGACACAGGCUGGCCCGUCAUUGAUAUUGUCAAUGAUCUUCAGCAACAUUGGGAGUCUGAAUAUCACGCAUCAUAA